AUGUUGAGAUUGAGAAACAUUCACCCGGAAUUGAACGGGAUGGACUUGUCUAACUUACUAUCCACCGUUGCGCCAGUGGACUUCGUUAAGUUCGAUCCUCGCAACGAAACCAUCGCGUACGUUUGUUUCCAGCAACAGUACACGGAGAACAAUAACCUUGCCAUCCAGAGAUUUGACGGCAAAAAGGCCAUGGGCAACACAUUGACGGUGGAGAAUGCUACUUCAUUGGCUGACAGAAUCGCGCCAGCACAAAACCGGUCAAGGAGAGAGUUUGACAGACCCGAGGCCCCUCGUUCUAGAGAACAACCCCGUGUAAGAGCAAAGGCUAAGGCCAAGGUAGAGAGAGCUAAGAAGAUCAGACCUGUCAAGAAAACCGCUGAGGAUUUGGACAACGAGUUGUCUGCCUACAUGAAUGCUGCUAGCGGAAACAGCAACGACAAUGGCACUUCAGAAACUGCUAUGCAAGAUGUAUCGCAGCCCAUCCAACAAGAUGCUUCUCAACAGGGUGGAGUGGAAGCGUCUGCUCCAUUUGCAGCCCAAAACAAUGGCGAGGCCAUGAUGGAUUAA
Messenger RNA from Australozyma saopauloensis, 567 nucleotides. RefSeq lists its product as uncharacterized. The record is from RefSeq and is a predicted model, not a curated record. Gene Ontology annotation, molecular function: nucleic acid binding. The coding region runs from base 1 to 567 and encodes 188 amino acids. Lineage: Eukaryota; Fungi; Ascomycota; Pichiomycetes; Serinales; Metschnikowiaceae. The transcript has a single exon.